Rattus norvegicus (Norway rat) is the source of this 2644-nucleotide messenger RNA. NCBI's taxonomy places the organism in Eukaryota, Metazoa, Chordata, Mammalia, Rodentia, Muridae. The record is from RefSeq and is a predicted model, not a curated record.
GUGGGGCGUCCGGGCCUGCGCAGUGCCGGGCGCGGCAGGUGGAGCGGGAGCCCGGGCGGCACCGCGUCGCCAUUACACAAUAGCGCGGGCGGCGCGGGCGGGCGGCGGGCGGCGCAGGAGGCGGGACGCGGGGCCCCGGAGCUGUCGAUCGGGGACAAAGCGCGGCCGCCCGGCGCCCCCCGAGCCGCCCGAGCCGGGGCGCAGCCCGCGCCCCCCGCGACUGACAUGAUGUUUCCGCAAAGCCGGCACUCGGCCAUGACUUCCCUGUGGCUUUGGCUGGGACCUGGGAGGAACCCCACAGGGCACUCCUUGUGGCAGGGCAGCUUUUGGGGGGGUCCACCCCUGAAGAGCACACCCCUGAGGAAACAGGGCUCCUCCCACCUCCCCCAGCAGCUCAAGUUCACCACCUCCGACUCCUGCGACCGCAUCAAGGAUGAGUUCCAGCUGCUACAAGCGCAGUACCACAGCCUGAAGCUGGGGAGUUGGGGUCCCAGCCACGGGUCUCCGUUUGACCCUAGGCUGGACCUGUUUUAUAGGAUCCAGUGGUGAGUGGGCAUGGGGGUGCAGGCCCAACCUUCCAGCUCUCACACAGUCAGGCGAAUGUUGUUCUGGGCUAGCCUGAGGUACAGAACAAACCUCUGUCUCAGAAAAUGAACUAAUAAUAAUGAUGAUAGUAAUGAUAAAAUCUUUAAAAGACCCUUAGAUUUCUCCAAGAAAAAGGUAAACCUCAGUGUUUGUGGAGUUUUCUAUUUUAAAAAAUUAUUUUAUUUAAGUUUUUGGUAUUUAUUUUGAGACAGGGUCUUAUGUGGCCCAGGCUUUCCCUAUAUAGCCAAGGAUGACCUUGAGCUGCUGACAGGACAGGACAGGCAAGGCCCAGGGGGUGCUAGGCCAGCCAUCUACCCGCUGGGCGGCUCCCCCAGCAUUUGCCAUUUUAAAGAGGAAUUUAGGGCACCAUUUUGAAGAGGGAUUUAGGCACCAGUGCAGGCUAUGCCCGCAUGGCUCUGGGACCACUCUUAGGGUGACUUCUGCCAGGACCUGCAGGGCAGACAGAGGCUGUGUGUCAUCCCAUAGGCAGAUGCCAUCUCUGAGCUGCAUUGUGCUGCCCUCUGUGCACUGGGCCUGGGUUCGGGACUGGGGAGCGGACCUCGUGCACUCACGGUCGAGCCGCAAUAGCCUUAUUUAUUGUGUUUGUGUGUGUGUGUGUGUGUGUGUGUGUGUGUGUGUGUGUGUGUGUGCGCGAGAGAGAGAGAGUAUGAGAGAGAGAGGGAGGGAGAGGGGCCACAGUGUGACUCAGGGUCCACCACUCAGUCUUGCAUCCCUGAGCGAGUGCGGCCUUCACUUGGAGAGCAUAUCAGAAGUUAGCUGGGCUAACAAGCCACGCUUUUCCCAUUGCUCCUGUCUGAGCCACAGGCCCUUGAGCGGCUGAGCCUGUUCAGGGCUGGCCGAGAACAGGGUCACUGUGCAGGCUGUGUUGGCCUCCCGUUCCUGACCCUGUGGCUGCGCUAGGCUGGCUUUAUGUUUGUUUGUUUUUUGUUUUUUGUUUUUUUCCAGGACAGGGUCUCACUCUGUAGGACAGGAUGGCCUCAAACUCACAGACGUCUACCUGUCUUACCCUCCCAAGUUUUGAGGGCCUUUUGGAUUUAAAAAGAAAUAUUUUGAUGGGCUUGUGGGCACAGGACUUUAACCCCAGCACUCAGGAGGCAGAAGCAGGCAGAUCUCUGAGUUCCAGGACAGCCAGGGCUACACAGAGAAACCCUGUCUUGGAAGAGAGAGAGAAUGGGGGGGGGGAGGUAGUGCUGUUGUUGAGGUGGAAGUCAGAGGACAACUUGGGGGAGUCACUGCUAGGCAAGAGCCUACCCCACUGAGUAGCCUCAUAGGUCUGGAAAGCAAGCCACAGACCCAAUCCCUUGAUUCCACUGACCUGUCCUGGUCCAGGAAGGUUGCCACUACAAAGAGAAAGCAAGUGGAGUCCAGAAAGGUAGAACAGCCAACCUAGAAUCACACAGCAGCAGAAGGCAAAGAGACCCCAGCCUCCAGCCCCGAUGAGACUAGAGAGAUGGGCUGGACCUGAAGAAGUUUCCUGAAGCCAGGACACCAUGGGGUGUCUGUUCCUUUCAGCCCUGGGCCAUCUCAGUCUUCAGCAUUUGUUGUUGUGUGGAGAUAUCUCCCCAGGUUUGAGUACUCGGGUUACCGCCGGCUGUGUGACCUUGAACCUCUCACUCACCCUCUCUGGGCACCCACUGAAUCCCAUGUUAAGAUGAGAUAGGGGGAUGACAAGUUCUGCAGCCCUCAUCUCCUGCAGGAAGGUACCUCUGACUUUGGUGGUUGUUAUUCCAUUGAGAAUGCUUUUGGAAUUUCAGUAGGGGAAACUGAGUAACCUCGCCUGCCCAGGAUUGCAGAAAACCCAGGGGUGUCCUUAAAUGCAGCCAGAUGUGGUGUUUGGCCCUGUCUCAGUUUGCAUCUUGGGGCUGUGGCUCAGUUGGCAGGAGAAUCAGGACUUCAAAGUCAUCCUCAGCUACAUAGUGAGUUCAGGGCUAGCCUGAGCUACAUGAGACCCUGUCUCAAAAAAAAAAAAAGUUUUUGGCUUGACCCUCCAGAGGUGCCCCCUACCCCGAGGGGACCUCAGUUGCCUUCCCUUGUGUGU